Messenger RNA from Equus quagga, 1145 nucleotides. RefSeq names its product vacuolar protein sorting 25 homolog (gene VPS25). Gene Ontology annotation, molecular function: protein homodimerization activity; structural molecule activity. NCBI's taxonomy places the organism in Eukaryota, Metazoa, Chordata, Mammalia, Perissodactyla, Equidae. The transcript has 6 exons. The record is from RefSeq and is a predicted model, not a curated record. Gene Ontology annotation, cellular component: ESCRT II complex. The coding region runs from base 100 to 630 and encodes 176 amino acids. Gene Ontology annotation, biological process: protein transport to vacuole involved in ubiquitin-dependent protein catabolic process via the multivesicular body sorting pathway.
GGAGUCCGGAACCUUUCUGCUAUGCUUUCUGCCCGGACGUGCUGAAGCGGAAACCGGAAGUCCUUUGCUGGGAGGUUCCGGGGGUUCCUGGCUACUACGAUGGCGAUGAGUUUCGAGUGGCCGUGGCAGUAUCGCUUCCCGCCCUUCUUUACGUUACAGCCGAACGUGGACACUCGGCAGAAGCAGCUGGCCGCCUGGUGCUCGCUGGUCCUGUCCUUCUGCCGCCUGCACAAACAGUCCAGCAUGACGGUGAUGGAAGCUCAGGAGAGCCCGCUCUUCAACAACGUGAAGCUGCAGCGGAAGCUCCCUGUGGAAUCAAUCCAGGUUGUAUUAGAGGAACUGAGGAAGAAAGGGAACCUCGAGUGGUUGGAUAAGAACAAGUCUAGCUUCCUGAUCAUGUGGCGGAGGCCAGAAGAAUGGGGGAAACUCAUAUAUCAGUGGGUUUCCAGGAGUGGCCAGAACAACUCCGUGUUCACCCUGUAUGAACUGACCAAUGGGGAAGACACAGAGGAUGAAGAGUUCCAUGGGCUGGAUGAGGCAACCCUACUACGAGCUCUGCAGGCCCUACAGCAGGAGCACAAGGCUGAGAUCAUCACUGUCAGCGAUGGCCGAGGUGUCAAGUUCUUCUAGCAGAGACCUGUCUCCCUUUACUUCUUACCUCCCACCCUUCCAGGGCUUUCAAAAGGAGACAGACCCAGUGUACCCACAGACUGGAUCUGUGACUCAAAGGGCUCCAGUUCAGGGAUGGGUUUCCUACUUACUCCAUGUGUCUGUCCCCUCGCCUCACACCCAGCUCUUGCCUGGGAUAGGGCAAGGCUGAGGCACCAGGGAGAAAAGAUGUGCUUCUCCUUGCUGCACCUCCUCUCCCGCCCUAGAUUGUCCCUGAGCCAGGGUCUGUAAACCUAACACUUCACAUGUGUUGACACACAUAAGUACAUAGACACACAUGCCUGCACAAUAUUCUGUCUCUUCCCCCUCCUACCCCCUUGUCCUCUCAGGCUGGUGCUGGAUCCUUCCUAGGGCAUGGGGUAAGCCCUGGCUGCUGGCAGCCUUCCAGGCACUAUGAAGAUAGGAGGCCCAAGAAGGGGCCUGGCAGUGAGAGGUGGGGCUAGACACUGAUUUACGAUAUUAAAAAGCUAAUCCCA